UCGCAUUCAUCUUCUCAUCAAAGUGAUUGCAGAAACUAUCAACACACUGUUCAAGAUGAAGUCGUUCUUUGUCAUCACUCUAGUUCUAUUUUCAUGUCUGUGUCUUGUUGGAGUCACCCAAGCCGUUGCUGUUUCAAAGGAAGGAACGCAAGAUGAAGCUUUUGACCCUGAACACAUUCUAGAUUCAGGCGAAUUACUGACCCAGACGGAAGAGGAUAAAAUCUCUGAAAUUAGAAAGCAAGUAUUGUUUCUUCAGGAAUCCGUUGCUGAGAUCACCCGUUCCUUCUCAACUCUCGAGCUCGUUGCGAGGAAUCCAUCAAUGAUGGCCAAGAUUCACAUUCCUGACUCUGUCGAGACCGAUCUUGAGCUGGGAGAACCUGAAAAGACACGGCGUCGAAGGGAACUCGACUCGCAAUCGACUUUCCCGACAUCGUUCCCACCAUCUGGUGCCGAGCAGCAAAGCCUGGGUCAGAACCCGUUUGGACCAUACUCAUGGCCUAUGUAUUCUGGUCAAUGCUUUCUGUGUCCUGCUGGUGUUCCUGGUCAAAGAGGUCCUCUAGGGCCACAGGGGACUGCCGGAAGGGACGGGAGAGAUGGACGGGAUGCGCCGACAGGUCCACAAGCUCAAGAAGCCCCCACUUCACCAAGUGACGAAACAAACCCAACUGAAUCCCGCGGUGAUGCAGUAGUGCGUCCAGUAGGUAACAUGACAAGUCUCCCUGGUGUCAUCUACAUUCGCUGGGGUAACGAUGUUUGUCCCGAAGAUGCAGAACUCAUCUAUUCAGGUACUAUUGGAGGUGCAUACUACAGUCAUACUGGUAGCGGCUCAAAUCAUCUCUGCAUGCCGGAAGAGCCUAUCUAUGACGAAGUAGAAACUUCCCUACACGUGGAACGAGCCCGAUUAUACUCCUCUGAAUACCAAGUCAAUACUGGUCCUUCACGCAUUCAGCCAAUGCAUGACCACACUCCCACAUGCGCAGUGUGCAGGGCGCCCUCUGGCCGCACCAGCAAACUUAUGAUUCCUGCCCGCAACGUAUGUCCUUCCCAAGAGUGGCGUUUAGAGUACGCUGGUUAUCUUAUGGCAGAGAAAUACACACACAAGAGAUCGGAAUUUGUGUGUGUGGACCGAGAGAUGGUUCCUAAAGCGGGUACCCUGGGGGAUCAGAAUGGUGCGCUGUUGUACAUGACAGAAGUCCGGUGUCUGGCGGGUGGGGGUUUGGAUUGUGGACCCUACAUCGAUGGUUACGAAAUUACAUGCGCUGUCUGUACUAUCUAGUCAUUUCAAUAAACUAUUUUAUAUUUCAUAUAGUUUGGCACAGUUUUCAGUUCUUCAGUUCCAUGUUUUUAAUACACCUUAAUUCCAUACACACAACGGUUGAAAAAGUGUCUGAUGAAAUCAGGCCUAGUUUGUCCUCUUUUUGUGUAACGAAUACAUUAUUUAGGAUGCAAAUUGUAUUUAUUUAUUGUUGCUAUAGGCUUGCCCUACCGAAAGAAAAUGAAAUGUCUGAUAUUCGCAUUCUGACUAUUGAAAUCAAACUAUUUGCAACAGGUGAAUAAAAUAUAUUGCAACCAUGGCACUUAACAAAGAUUUGCGCAUUAAAUUUGAUUACAUUACGAAAUUGUCCUUUGCCUAACUGUUUGGUAUUUGGGAAGACUUUACGAUCAAGAUGUUUGACGUUACACAUAUCAUAUUGCAUUAACGCCAGCAUGUUUCGAUAGGGAAAAUGUAGGCAAAACGGUUUUCCAUGCAGGAAUAUAUUAAGCAAAGAGCAAGGAUCGAACCCGGGGCCUCUCGCGUGAGAGUCAAGAGCCUUUAUCAAUUUAUAUCACAGUGCUUUCAUUAUGUAUAUGGGUUCUUGUACAGAAAUAAUAACAAGCAGUAAUAUUUCUGGUUUCUUUUAUUCCCACGUAUAGAAGAAGAUCACAUUUGCAACAACACGUUAAACGGACUUCUCUUGAAACAUCCCAUUACAGCUCGAAUAUAUUUAUAUCAUAUAUAUAUAUAUAUAUAUAUAUAUAUCUCAAAUAUCCCUCUUUUGACGCCGUGUGGUGUGGAAUCUGUGUGUGCAGUGCUUUUUGAAAUUAAAUUUCUCUAUACGAUUUA
Molecule: messenger RNA, 2104 nt
Organism: Strongylocentrotus purpuratus (purple sea urchin)
Lineage: Eukaryota; Metazoa; Echinodermata; Echinoidea; Camarodonta; Strongylocentrotidae
Product: short-chain collagen C4
Exons: 6
Coding region: 56-1276 (406 amino acids)
Source: RefSeq, a predicted model, not a curated record